Paramuricea clavata is the source of this 10659-nucleotide messenger RNA. The record is from the annotation of a GenBank genome assembly. Lineage: Eukaryota; Metazoa; Cnidaria; Anthozoa; Malacalcyonacea; Plexauridae.
AUGAAGUCCUACAUCGAUUUUAUGGCGCGCCGGGAGUUAAUAGCUAACAAAAUAGAAAAGUUUGAUGACCAACCAGGGAACUAUCAUGUCUGGAAGGAAUCUUUCCAGAAUAUGAUUAGACAUGUCAACAUUACGCCAAGCGAGGAACUUUCGUUAAUAACCGAGCACACCACCAAGAACUCUAAAAAACUUGUUCAGCAGUUGCGCAGUGCAUAUAUUAAAAAUCCAGCAAAGGGUGUAAUAGGGGUAUGGAAGAAACUUGACGAACGUUUCGGAACCAGUAUUGUUAUAACUAAAGCAUAUCUGGACAAGCUCACAGAUUUUCCGAAAAUUGACUAUAAAGACGCAAGAAAGUUACAAGAGCUAGGUGAUCUCUUGCUAGAACUACAAUGCGCCAAAAGUGACGGUAGUUUACCAGGUCUUAGAAUCCUCGACGAAGCCAUGUAGAUUAAACCCAUAAUAGCCAAGUUACCGGGGGACGUACAAGGACGAUGGCAACGCCAUGCUUUUCGUUAUAAGACCGACCACGGAGUAGAGUACCCUCCCUUUGAAGAAUUUUCGAAAUUCGUGCAAAACCUUGCGCUUGAGAGAAAUGACCCGAAUUUGACCUUGGAGGUUCUCGGAAAGGAAAAUCAUCAGUCUAGGAAUUUAGGUUCGAGGCAAAGACAAACAUACAAAACCGAAAUCGCCGACGAAGAAGAAAGUCGCAGAAAGAAUCUAACCUGCGAUCCCAUCAGAUGGUGUGUCCUCCAUGAAAAACCGCACCGCCUAGCCAAGUGCAGAGCUUUCCGAGGCAAAUCACUUGAAGACAGAAAAAACCUGCUGAGAAAGAACCGAAUAUGCUUUCGUUGUGUGGCCUCAACAACCCAUGUAGCAAAGGAUUGUCGCAGUACCGUAAAGUGCUUGGAGUGUCAAAGUGACAAACAUCUAACAAUCAUGCAUGCGGGAAAGUCGCCGGAGCAAAAGGAACCCGAAGUAAAAGAUCCGAACGCUGACAACCGCCAAAGUCGAGACCCACCAAGUCACGGCGGGGAGAAUGAAGCCACAGCAAAGCGUACUGAGCUCUGUGGCAAUGAACACGGUGGGCGAUCCUGCUCAAAAAUAUGCCUGGCCAACAUUUAUUCCAAGACUCAUCCAGAGAAAAAGAUCAAAGCUUACGUCGUUAUCGACGAUCAAAGUAAUUGUACCCUUGCCAAACCAAAACUAUUUGACUUGUUAAGCAUAGAUGGCGAAGCCACUUCGUACACUCUAAAAACAUGCGCGGGUAAAUCCAAACUAGAAGGACGGUGCGCCAAGAACCUAGUGAUCGAAUCGUUGGAUGGGCGAAAAACCCACAAGCUUCCACCAGUAAUAGAGUGUGACGCCAUUCCAGAUAGUACAGAAGAGAUUCCUACGCCUGCUGUUGGCAGGGCACACCCUCAUCUCAGAGAAAUUGCUGACAAGAUUCCAGAAAUUGAUCCUGAAGCUGACAUUUUGCUGUUGGUAGGAAGAAAUGUGCCUCAGCUCCACAAGGUCUACGAAUCGAGAAACGGGAAAGGUGCCUCCCCAUGGGCACAGCGUUUGGACCUAGGAUGGGUGAUCCUGGGCAAAGUAUGUCUGGACGGCGCUCACCAACCCGAUGAUGUGUCAUCGUAUAAGACACACAUAUUACCAAACGGACGGCCUUCGAUUUUAGAACCUUGCCCUAACGCCUUGAUUGUGAAACAACCUCCUGAGUAUGAAUCCAACUUUAAAGGAAAAGAGACGUUUAGUAAUGGUUACUUUGAUGACGGACUCGCAAAGAACGUUUUCGUACGCACGGAAAAAGACGAUAAGCCAGGAAUGUCCGUGGAGGACAGGAAGUUUGUGGAUAUAAUGGAAAGAAAUUUGGAGAAGAACGACGCUGGAAAUUGGACCGCACCGCUGCCGUUCCGUCGCGAAGUGAUAACCUUGCCCGAAAGUCGCGGAGAGGCGUAUAAGAGACUUAAAUCUACAAGGAAAACGCUGGACCGGAACCCGAUAAUGAAACAACACUACUUCGCAUUCAUGAAGAACCUGUUUGACAAAGGACACGCCGAACCAGUGCCGCCACAAAACCUAACGUUGCUUAAACCGUGUUGGUACCUGCCACACUUUGGGAUAUAUCAUCCGCAGAAACCUGAUAAGAUCCGUGUGGUGUUCGACUCCGCUGCCGAGAAUGGUGGUAUAUCCCUGAAUAAGUUGCUUUUAUCCGGUCCUGACCUUGCGAACAGUCUCCUCGGAGUUUUGUUGCGCUUCCGGAAGUAUUCUACUGCCUUCAUGGCAGACAUAGAACAAAUGUUUUACUCCUUUGUUGUCCCUGAAGACCACAGGGACUUCUUACGGUUUCUCUGGUAUGGCAACAAUGAUCCAGAUGGGGCAAUAGUAGAGUACAGAAUGAAGGUACAUAUAUUUGGAAAUACCUCUUCGCCAGCAAUUGCCACCUUCGGUCUACGUAGGACAGCAGAGGUCAGAGAGCCGGAGUUUGGUUCCGAUGCAAGGGAAUUCGUUGACAACGAUUUUUACGUGGACGAUGGUUUGAAAUCCAUGCCAAACAGCCGACAAGCCAUCGACCUAUUGAAACGCACUCAAGCAAUGUUAGCCACAGGGAAUCUACGUUUGCACAAGAUAUCGUCCAACGAUCCGAAAGUAACGGACGCGUUUCCUCCGGACGACAGAGCUGCAGACCUUCGUGACCUCGAUUUGAACCACGUCAACGCUCCAGUUCAGAGAUCGUUAGGUGUUUCAUGGGACCUCACAGCGGACGCGUUUACUUUCACGGUGAAAGUAGAGAACAAGCCAUUCACCAAACGUGGCGUGCUAUCAAUUAUUAAUAGUCUCUACGACCCACUUGGAAUCGCAGCACCGGUGCUAAUUCAAGGCAAGUGCCUACUCAGAGGCAUGACAGAGCAAUUGAAGGAGAAGCAACUUGAAGAAUGGGACUUGCCGUUACCGCAGGAGCUGAAGGCAGUUUGGGACGAGUGGUGCCAAUCCCUAAUCGAGUUGCAGCGUCUAAAGUUAACCCGUCCUUACACCACCGCGCUCGAUAAAGCAAGCCAUAUAGAACUGCACACUUUCGGUGAUGCGUCUGUCCAAGGUAUCGCCGUUGUCUCCUACCUCAAGAUCACCCAACCCGAUGGACGAAUUGAAGUGUCGUUCGUUUUUGGUAAAGCCAAGCUAGCUCCACCACACGCCACAACAAUUCCUCGCCUCGAGUUGUGCGCAGCGGUGCUUGCUGUCGAAAUAACCGACAUGAUUCUGAACGAACGCGUUGUACAUCCAGACCGGGUCAUAUACCAUUCGGAUAGCAAAGUCGUGCUGGGGUAUAUCGCUAACAAAACUCGAAGGUUCUACGUUUACGUCACUAACCGAGUUGAACGGAUAAGAAAAUCCUCAUCACCUUCCCAAUGGUGCUACGUUUCAACGCAACACAACCCCGCAGAUCUUGCAACUCGCCCAAUAAAGGCCAAAGACCUCGAAAGUUCAAUGUGGCUUCACGGUCCACAGUUUCUUUACCAGCAGAGUCAAUCAGAGCCUGAAGGGACUCCACCAAAUCUCACAGUAGUCCAGCCGGACGAUCCUGAAGUUCGCCCUGAGUUGAAAACGCUAUCAACGACGGUCGGAAAGGUUACACAUCUCGAAACACAUCGAUUUAGUAGAUUUUCUGAAUGGUCCCGUUUGGUACGGGCUAUCAUAUACCUCAUCACCUUCGUACGACGCUUUCGAAUGAAUCGUGCUAGGAAAGGAAUAGCCCGGCGAAAGGAGAGCCCGCCUAUCGAACAGUCUAUCAGUAGCAUUCUCGACACCCGGAGACAAGCUGAAAUAGUGAUAAUCAAAAGCCUGCAAAAGGAAGCGUACGGCGAAGAGAUCGAGUGUAUCCAACAUAAAAAGAAAAUGGCGAAAGCAAGCGUGCUUCUUAAGUUGAGUCCAAUCAUUGAUCCACAAGGACUGUUGUGUGUGGGCGGUCGUCUCGAACGAGGAGAAUUACUAACCAAUGAAGAGAAACACCCAGUGAUACUGCCGGGACAACAUUAUGUUACAACUCUAGUUGUCGAGCACCUCCACCAUGAAAUUAAGCACCAGGGGCGAUACUUCACACAAGGGAUAAUAAGAGCAAAGGGAUAUUGGAUAAUCGGCGGAAAACGGCUUGUCAACAGAGUCAUCUACCGUUGUUUCAAGUGUCGAAAACAGAGAGGGAAAUUACAAAAUCAGAAGAUGGCCGACCUGCCGACCGAACGAUUAACGCCAGCCCCUCCAUUCACAUACGUGGGUUUAGACGUCUUCGGGCCGUGGCAAGUUACAACUCGGAGAACCAGGGGAGGAGCUGCUCAAAGUAAACGAUGGGCCGUAAUUUUUACCUGCCUCACCGUAAGGGCGAUCCAUAUAGAGUUGAUUGAAUCCAUGGAUACCUCGAGCUUUAUCAACGCCUUGCGUAGAUUCUUCGCCGUCAGGGGUCCCGCCAUCCAACUCCGCUCCGAUAACGGUACCAACUUCGUGGGAGCGUGGAACGAAUUGAAUGCCGCGUUUAAAGAAAUAAAUAAGAACACCGUCGACACCUACCUGAGCAAAGAACGCUGUGAAUGGGUUUUCAAUCCUCCCCAUGGAUCCCAUAUGGGCGGUGUCUGGGAGAGAAUGAUCGGAAUUGUUAGAAAAGUCUUAAACGCCAUGCUAGCCGAUCUUGGAUCAAGGCACCUCACGCACGAGGUUCUCACCACCCUUAUGGCCGAAAUAAUGGCUAUCGUCAACAGUCGACCCUUAGUACCAGUUUCCACCGACCCGACCAUGCCUGAGAUCCUUACGCCUUCUACGCUGCUAACCCAAAAAACUUCAACUUUGAAAGCUAUCCCGGGAGAAUUUACAGCGACCGACCUUUGUAAACAUAACAAGCAAUGGAGACACGUACAACACUUAGCGAAUGUUUUUUGGUCGAAAUGGCGAAAAGAGUUCUUGCCCACACUGCAGCCGCGUCGGAAGUGGCAAGAAGAAGUUCCAAAUCUUGAAGCAGGAGACCUCGUGUUAUUACGUUGUAAAGACGUCGCAAGAAAUGAAUGGCCACUCGCCCAAGUAAUAAAAGCGUAUAAAAGCGCCGAUGGCAAAGUACGGAAGUUAAAUUUGAUUACCACCAGGGACGGUGCGAAGCACAUAUACACUAGGCCAGUAACUGAAGUCGUGCUGCUCAAAACUGUGCAUGAGUUAAAAUGAUCAGGACUAACUUUAAUUAAAAACGUUCGUUUGAUUGUUUAAAUUAAUAGUGGUAUCAUUAGAUACCAGACGGGGAGUGUUCUGGCCGUUCGGCCUGUUCUUGUUAACAGUUCGCGCCAAUUACAUUUUAAUGCAUUCUAAUUGGUUAGUCACCCUCGCUGCUGGGGGUGACUCGAAGGUUGUUAUUGUAAGAUUCUUUGUAUUGUUUGGAGGCGAUUCGCAGUCGAUUCUCCUUUUACCACUGUAACACAAAUAAAAUCACUUUAAAACAAAUUUGUGUUGGUUAUACUGCUGAUGAAGGGUCUCACUGAGCGGGGGCCCGAAGUAUCAGAACAGAAACAACAUCAAAACCACUAGUUAAUCCAACGAAACUCUGUCGGAUUACAGGGGAUGGCAAUUGUUUAUUUAGAGCACUGUCAUAUAUUUUAACCGGUAGACAAACAUACCACAUGAUUUUAAGACAAAAAAUAGUGGAUCACAUGAACAGUAUAGAACAUGUCCUUAGACCAUAUAUGAAUAGUUCAGUAGAUCAUUAUUUAGCCACAAGCAACAUGAGGAACACUGGUGUGUGGGGGACUGAUAUUGAAAUUUUUGCAGCCAUUCCCUUUUCAAUGUAGAUAUUUAUGUUUAUUCACAGUUUGGUAACAAUUAUAAAUGGUCUAAAAAGAAAAAGAACAUUGGACACUGAGGCAGCAUUACCACCUGGAUUUACUUACACUGUACUGCCAUUGGACAGCUACCUGUACCGUUGUAUCAAUAAGGGUGCUGUUUUAUAGUUGUUCUGUUUACAUUUUUCUGUUCAACACUGUACACUGUACAUCGUACAGCUACGGUCGUUGAUGCAGCAUGUACUGUAUUGGUUACAGCUUUAUACUUAUAGCUAUCAUGUUUAAAUUGUCCUGUUCAACACUCUAGAUUGGACAGCUACGGUCAUUUGAUAUAUUACAUUGGGGACAGCUUUAUACUUAUUAUAGUUAUCAUGUUUAAAUUGUCAGUCUGUUUAACACUGUACAUAUCGGAAAGCCACGGUCAUUGGAUGUACUGAUACUGACUGUAUUACGUACAGCUUUAUAUUAUUCUGUUGAACACUAUACACACCUGACAGCUACGGUUAUUGUACUUUUAUAUAGAUUUGAUAGUGUGUAGUUUUAUAAUAAUCUAUUCAGAUUGUUUUUUCAAGACUGUUGAUAUUGGUUAGGGACCGGUCAUUAUUUAUGGAAGGGGGGAGGGGAAUUUUUUCUUUUCUAAAUUUUUAAAAUUGAAAGCCCCCCCCCUAAAUGGCAGAAAUUUAAUGAUGCCCCCCCUGCCAUAUUAGAAUAUUUUUCUUUGACCCCCCCGCCCCAUUUUCAUUUUUACUCGUCAAAUGGGGAUACCCAGGCGUUAUAGUAUUUUAAUUAUUAAAUAAGAAUAUGGAACUGGCAAGAUAUUAACGUCGACCAAAAAUAUAUAUUUAUUAGCAGAAAAUUGUAAUUAAAAGAGGAGUAUUUUUAUAUAUAACACUAAAAUCAGGUUUCCAUUUGGUCUGGGCGAUCGUAACCAUGUUUAAGGCUGCAACUAAACUUGAUGGUACGAAGUAUUGCCAUAGCAGCUGCGCGGCAACAAUGAGAGCAACAAUGAGUAAAAUUAGCAGCAAAAGGAGAUAGGAAUGACAAUUCUGCCAAGGCAUACCUGCGAAAUACAGUGUAUAGUGGUCUAUACAUCCUAUUUUAUGUGAGAUUAAAAAUUAUAUAAAAAUGACAUAUACUAGCUACCAGAAAAAUCUUUUAGAAUGAACAUGGGUGGGUGGGUCGGGAAAAGGUAUCGAAGCGCAAAACUUGCUGCAGCUAGGCAAAGCAUACAAUGGUAGAAUGAAUACCUAGACCGAAGCACUGAUCACAAGGCAUGAAACAACCCCCUUUGAUCGAUAUGACGUCACAGAUUCCCCGCAGCGGAUGUGACCUGCAUAAUACAAACGCCGUUAACCUUGCUUAAUUUAAAUGUAUUUAACCACAUCAAGAGCUGAUGUAAUAAUACAUUGUCAAUUUAAGUAGUCUGCAAUCCGUAAAGACUGAUUUGCAUACUGCAUACAACACACACAAGACAAGAUGAAUCCAGACUAUUUCACAUCAGUGACCAUGAUUUAGUUGCAACAUUUACAACCAAAUGGAUACCAGGUUAUUAAGCAAAUUCCUUCAAGUUUAAUUGCAACACCCCCUGUCAUUUUCUUGAAAAAAUUUAAUAGCCCCCCUUCUAGUCAUUUCUACAUAUGCCCCCCUUAUUUUUUUCCUCCCCUCCCCCCUUCCAUAAUUAAUGACCGGUCCCUUAUUGUUAAAAUCGAGGAUGUCGUUAAAAUUAAACUUUAAACCUGUAAGAUCUUCGGGAACAUUUUAUAUUAUGUUGUGUUUUACCAAAAAAUGUCCUUGCCCUUGCACGGUUCCCAUUUGUAAAAAACUGCUUUAAACUUGUAAGCUGCUUGCAGAAUGUUAUCGAGCCACAGCCAUAGUUCAUAUUUUCCCGUACGAAUCAAUAACAUUUGACGUUCUCUUGUGAUUUUUUACUGUUAUUUUCUUUCAUAUUUAUGUCAAAUUCGAAAAAUUAUACUUCCAUUCCAUAGUUGUCUUCACGGAAUAAACCUUUAUAUUGACGUUAAAAUUUCAGUAAAAUACUGUUUUUCGCUUCUGGAUAAACACCACCGCUACGUUGUCAUUUUUUCCACACAAAAACGGGAGAAAAACCGGUCGCUUUUAUAAUAUACUCGUUUACCGCUUUCGUUGUGGGCACAAAGUCUUAAAAUACACACAAAAAUCGUUAUAAAUCGCAAAAAGCAACAAGAAACAAGCCGCUAAAGUCGACACAAUAGCAUCUGAAUUUGGCUUGUCAAGCAGUUUUCGCUUGUUUUCCCGCGUUUUGUUCCCGUAUCCUAGGAUACGAGGCCUCGUCACGAUUUAUGAAUAAGGUCUAUGCCACAGAUUAAGAGGACCAGAUGUCCGACUUCAGUCAAAAAAGCGUAAGGGCCAGUUAUUUUUAGUUCAAUGGUAAGGGCCAGUGAACUCUAAUAAUAACUGGAAGGCUAAGUCAGGGGGGGAAGUUGAAGCCGUGCUUGAAGCUUUUUUUGUAGGUAGACCCAGUCCUUUUUAAUUUUCUUUUUCAAAAUAUGCACAUUUUUUGAUCAGAAAAAUCUUGCCCCAAAACAUUAGUUAUACUACCAAAUUUAAUUUAUAUCAGUAGUAUGAUAAAUAAAUUUAAUAUUCGCAGAGCAAACAAAUCACGAAUUAGCAAAAAAAAUGCGAAAAACACGACCAUAAGCAUGAACGGUCUGGAAAACCGCGCGUUUUAGGCUGCUUUUUCUGAGUUUUUGGAAGUUUAAGGUAAAACUAAGACGUCAUACCUCAGGAAUUUUUUAUACCCAUGCAAAAUACAUAUGUAUGCGAAGUUUCAAGAGGAUUUCACGUUUUAAGGUCGAAAAAAAAGCAUUUGAAAAUUGACAAAAAUAUUGCCAUAUUCAAAGUGCUCAUGGUGGCCAACAAGAUGCCGAUGACGAAAAUAACAUCACUUGAAAAACGCCAAUUUAUUUAUGUUUAAGAGCGACUAAAACAAGGACUAAAAGCUCAGGAUCAAUAACAAUACCUGGGGUUUAAUACAACAUAAGUUUUGGGACUGUCAAAAUGUUUUAUAGUAUAUAUUUUUGGUUUGAACGGCAAGAUUUCCUUCGGCACGUCCAAACUUUCGUCAUUUUUUCAAAAUACAAAAGCAAAAUUCCUUACUUUUUGCUGCAGAGAGAUGUAAAACAGUCGGAACUAAUCGGAAACUUGGUUUAAAUCCCAAUCAUUGUUGUAUUCCCAUGGGAAAAGUGUUUUUCUUGCAAAUUUUUGCUCGAAAACAAACUUUUGACAGAAUUUUUUUCACUCCUCGAAACUCUACUUAAAGGCGGUUUUCCACUAGGCGAAAUUUUUCGACCGAAUCGAAAUUUCUCUUUGUUUCAUGAGCUCUCGAGCAGAACUAAUUGUAAAAAGACAAAGAGAAAUUUCGUUUCGGUCGAAAAAUUCCGCCUCGUGGAAUCCGGCCUUAAGGCCUAAUUCCACGACAAGCGAAAUGCGAAAAAUUUCGAGCGAAAACACACUUGUGCGAAAAUUUUCUCUCGUAGCGAUUUCCACACUUGGAGAAAAAAUUCGACAAAACACAAGCAUUUGAUUGGUUUCGCUAUUUUGUCAUCCAAAAGACAAGCAUUUGAUUGGUUUCGCUAUUUCCAUUUCGCAAGGGAGUAGAAACGAAUUCAACUACCCGGCGAAGAGAAAUAUUUCGCUGAGGAACAUUCCCAAAUCAUGUUGCGCAUGCGUUCAACCUUUUCGCGCGAAAUUUUUCGCAUUUCGCUCGUCGUGGAAUUAGGCCUUUAGUCCUUUUGAAAGCUGAUUUUCCCGCGCGCCGGCUUCAACGAAUCAUAGACUUUCAUCAUAGGAGUUAGCCUUCCAGUUAUUAUUAGAGUUCACUGGUAAGGGCUUCGUCACCGCGCAUGCCGUACUGCGCAUAGCUUAGCAAGUGACUAGAGGCAACACCGCGGAAAAACGUCUGCGCAUGCGUCAACCUUACCUGUAAUAGUAUUGCGAACUUGAUGAGAAGCUGUUCCGAACGUUUCCGAAGGCUCAAAAUGGCGGUAAAAAGGAGUGACUUCAUUGUGCAUCUUUACAGCCAGAUUUCGGGCGCGAAAAUAAACAUGUCAUUCUAAAAACUAGGAAUAAAUACAGCCAGAAGGUUCAAGAAAUUGUUAUGUACAAGAACAUGAACUAAAGGUGAUUAUUGACAAAUUUAUCGUCUGAAACAUUUUGUUUAUCAACUAAGCAACGACAAUUUCCGUAUUUUCGUUUGAGAUACAUUUCUUUAAAAAAAACUGUGUCGCCAAAUAUAAAAAAAUUUCGUGUUCACAAUAAUUAAACUUCAGGAUUUAUUCUACAAUUUGAGUGGGUUAAGAAGCUUAACUUUUCGCGAGUUUUCUUAAAGGUAGGUUACAGUCCCUUCUGCGCAUGCGCGGGCUUUGUUUACGUUUUUUAUUUUGAUCCACAUUAAUUAUAUAAGAUGAAGUAUAUGACGAGUUCAAAGUAACAUUCCACAUAAUUUGUGACCGAGGAGUGCAAUGUUUGACAAUACUUCGCUUCAUUUCUUGUACAUUUCUACGCUGGAAAUUUUUGAACACAAUAACACAAUCUUAUACUGUAACUGUUUAACUGUAAACAUCGUGAGUACAGUUAUAAAGAGGCCGCUUUGAACGUUGUGCGACUUGCAGUGUUGUUGUUGUCAUUAUGACAGAAGCGCUUGGCCUUGGGGAAAGCUUUUCGCUUGACGAAAUUCGAAACAAGUGUGAUUGAGAAUGUGGUUGCAGUUCCUGUCUUCGUGGCAAAGCCAAGGGCGAAAUUUUUGACCGUGCAAAUGCCGGAUAAACAACUUUUGUUCAAGCUCGUGCACGCUAUGGAGAUGAGUUCGUUAUAA